Messenger RNA from Trypanosoma rangeli, 831 nucleotides. RefSeq names its product SNARE associated golgi family protein. NCBI's taxonomy places the organism in Eukaryota, Euglenozoa, Kinetoplastea, Trypanosomatida, Trypanosomatidae. The coding region runs from base 1 to 831 and encodes 276 amino acids. The record is from RefSeq and is a predicted model, not a curated record. The transcript has a single exon.
AUGGUUGCCACGGCUCACGUUGCGGACCGCAGCGGGGUGCCGUCCCACCUGAUCAAAUUUGUUCUCAUCAUUAUGGUGGUGGCGGUAUUGAUGAUGUACUUCACGGGUACCUUUGCCCUCAUGCGUGAUAUGAGGAGAAUUGUGCAAAGUGACACGACCUCUCUGCGUUCAGCCGCCGGCAUUGCGAAGCUCUGUAGGGAAAUACAAACACUGGCAGCGAGCCAGCUGCCACAGAUGGUGGUAUUUAUCACCGUGGUGUAUCUCUUCCUACAAGCACUCUGCGUGCCCGGCACAGUCGCACUGAACGCUGUCAUGGGGGCGGUUCUGGGAACCCUGUUGGGCGUGCCGUACUGCACUCUAUUGGGGACUGUCGGCGCAUCGUGCUGUUACCUUCUCUCUUCGCUGGUUGGGGUGCGUCUCGUGGAGCGGGUGGAUGGACGCCUCAUGAAGGGCAAGGGGCUGGCGAAGAUACGUUUGCAGGUAAACCGAUACCGCGGGGAACUGUUCGUGUACCUUCUCUUCCUCCGCUUCACCCCUAUACUACCCAAUUGGCUGGUGAAUUUAGCGUCCCCCAUCGUGGGUGUCCCGCUGCGGGUGUUUGCGCUGGCCACUUUUUUAGGUAUUCUGCCGCAGACAUAUCUGACGGUUCGCUUUGGCGCCUUUGCACGCACGACAAUGGGGAACAGUGGCCCGAUUGUUUCCUUGUGGGAUACACUGCUGCUGGUCGUCCUCGGUGUGACUGUCCUCGCCGCAUUUUGGCUCAAGAAACGGCUUGCUGCCACGACGGGGCAUGCCUCCGGUCUUCGGUCAGCUACCGCCAUGGUGGUCUGA